UGAUACUUUUGGGUAGGUAGUGGUAAAGAUUGAAAUAUGGCUGCUAAAACAUAUAGAAUUGUUAUUAAAUUAGGGACUUCGUCCUUGGUGGAUGAAGUUACCAGAGAACCAAGGAUUUCAAAUAUGUCAAAUAUCGUGGAAACUGUUGUUAGACUUCGUCGUGCUGGUCAUAAGAUAAUUAUUGUUUCAUCGGGUGCCAUUGCUUUCGGGAUGAAGAGAAUGGGCCUUUCAACCAAACCAUCUAAGUUAUCGGAGAUUCAAGCUUUGGCGUCUGUGGGCCAAUCUCGACUUAUGGCAUUAUUUGAUGAUUUAUUUAGACAACUUGAUCAACCAGUGGGUCAAAUUUUGAUCACCAGAAACGAUAUAGUGGAUUUCACCCAAUACAAAAAUGCCACUAAUACUAUAAAUGCAUUGCUCGACUCUGGUACUAUUCCAAUUGUUAAUGAAAAUGAUGCAUUAUCAGUGGCAGAAAUUAAGUUUGGUGAUAAUGAUACUUUAUCUGCAAUUACUGCUGGUAUGAUUCAUGCUGAUUACUUAUUUUUAAUGACUGAUGUUGAAUGUUUAUAUGAAGAUAACCCUAGAACAAAUCCGGAUGCUAAGCCAAUUCUCCUUGUAGAUAAAAUUACUGAUUUAUCAAUCAAAACUGACACUGAAGAUGCUGGAGCUGGUUCAAAAGUCGGUACGGGUGGUAUGACAACAAAAUUAAUCGCAGCAGAAUUAGCCAACAGUGUUGGUGUCACCACCAUUAUUACAUUGUCGACUAUGCCUCAACAUAUAUUAGAUAUCGUAUCCAAUAUUCAAGAAUUAGACGGAACUUCUAAAAGUAUAGAAGAGCAAAUUGAAUUCAUGAAAUCCGAAAUCGAAAAAAACAGCAUUCCAUUACACACGAGAUUCCUUGCAUUACCACGUAGUACCCAAAUUAGAUCUGAUAAAAAAUUCUGGCUUCUCCAUGGGUUGAAAACAAGAGGUUGUCUAAUCAUUGAUCAAGGUUGUUAUAGAGCAUUAACCCGUAAAAAUAGAGCUGGGUUACUUCCAGCUGGUGUUGUUCAUGUUGAAGGAUCUUUCCACGAAAGUGAAUGUGUGGCAAUCAAAGUCGUUUCGGAUAAGUCAAGCCCAAUAUCCGAAGCAGUUGAAGUUGGCCAAUGUAGAGUCAAUUAUAGCUCGACCGAAAUCCUGUUGAUUAAAGGCUUGAAAAGUAACGAAAUCGAAAGCACCUUGGGUUUUGCUGAUAGUGAAUACAUCGCUCAUAGAGAUAACUUGGUGUUUUCUCCUUCUUUAUUUUCUAAUUCGAAUUCUUCAGUUGAUUUGAAAAUAUAACAUAAUACACUGC
Hyphopichia burtonii NRRL Y-1933 is the source of this 1330-nucleotide messenger RNA. It is a transcript of the gene PRO1, whose product is annotated as glutamate 5-kinase. Gene Ontology annotation, molecular function: RNA binding; glutamate 5-kinase activity; ATP binding. Bases 37 to 1317 code for a protein of 426 amino acids. Lineage: Eukaryota; Fungi; Ascomycota; Pichiomycetes; Serinales; Debaryomycetaceae. Gene Ontology annotation, cellular component: cytoplasm; cytosol. The record is from RefSeq and is a predicted model, not a curated record. The transcript has a single exon.